CUCAAAAUUCUUAGAAUAAACGAAUCUUAAAUUUACGUCUUUUUUCCUUGAUUGAGGAUGUUGAGUGAUUGAGGCGCCUUAGAGUUUUAAAUUUUACCAUUUAUUCAACUUGAAAAUGUUAGUUUAAAAUGUUCAAGGGACUCCUUAAUUAAAUUUUUAGUCCACAAAAACCUCUCUGUAGUUGGGGAUUUUUUGCCUUUAAGCUCUAAAGUGGUUAGAGUUAGAGAGUCCUCUGGCAUCUAUCUGAAUGAUGACACCAGAAUCAUCAGAGGAGUUGGAAAAACAUGCAAUUUCAGGUCAUCAUGUGAGAGGGAAUAGUGAAUAUGUUAGACUUGCCAUAUCUGAUGAACCGAGGGCUGUUGAAACUGAGAUGUUACAGCCUCAACUAGAAUCAAGAAUUAAAUCUUUCAGGUGGUGGAUGAAAGCCUUUUUAUGGUGCUUUUUCAUUGUUGUACUUGUUCUUGUUCUAGUGAAAUGGGGAGUGCCAUUUGUUUUUGAAAAGGUUCUUUACCCAAUCAUGGAGUGGGAAGCGACUGCCUUUGGCCGUCCAGUUCUUGCCAUUGUACUUGUUGCUUCUCUGGCUCUUUUCCCAGUAUUAUUAAUCCCUUCUGGCCCUUCCAUGUGGUUAGCUGGGAUGAUUUUUGGUUAUGGCCUUGGCUUUAUUAUAAUAAUGAUUGGAACAACCAUUGGGAUGGUCCUCCCUUACCUAAUUGGACUACUCUUCCGCGACCGCAUUCAUCAAUGGUUAAAGAGAUGGCCUCAAAAUGCCGCAAUGAUUAGACUUGCUGGGGAAGGGAGCUGGUUCCAUCAAUUUCAAGUGGUUGCUCUGUUUAGAGUUUCACCUUUUCCUUAUACUAUAUUCAAUUAUGCUGUAGUAGUGACAAAUAUGAGGUUUUGGCCCUACUUAUGUGGAUCAAUAGCAGGAAUGGUGCCAGAAGCUUUCAUCUACAUCUACAGUGGUCGAUUAAUAAGGACAUUAGCCGACGCACAAUAUGGGAAGCACCAAUUGACCACUGUGGAAAUUGUGUACAACAUUAUUUCUUUCAUCGUUGCUGUGAUUACCACCAUUGCCUUCACUGUUUAUGCAAAAAGGACUCUGAAUGAACUAAAGAUGGCAGAGGGCAAUGAGGAAGCUGCUUCUGUUUCUGGGAGGAGUGGUAGUCUUGAGUUGGAGAAGCCUUCCCAUUGAAAGACCUCUCAUCUAAUUUCCCAUGAUAGUGUAUAUUUAUGUAUCUAAAAUUUGGUGUAGGAUCAUAGUGUUUUCCACCCUCCCUCCCUGUUAGUGAUUAUUGGAAUGAGCAUGUAGGAUAGAAAAGCCUGUGCAAAUCCACCCACACAUUUCAAUUUUAAUACCAAUUGAG
Messenger RNA from Abrus precatorius (Indian licorice), 1361 nucleotides. Its product is annotated as transmembrane protein 64. The transcript has 5 exons. Lineage: Eukaryota; Viridiplantae; Streptophyta; Magnoliopsida; Fabales; Fabaceae. The coding region runs from base 248 to 1189 and encodes 313 amino acids. The record is from RefSeq and is a predicted model, not a curated record.